This is a messenger RNA of Lytechinus variegatus (green sea urchin), 1887 nucleotides long. RefSeq names its product ceramide-1-phosphate transfer protein-like. Lineage: Eukaryota; Metazoa; Echinodermata; Echinoidea; Temnopleuroida; Toxopneustidae. Gene Ontology annotation, molecular function: ceramide 1-phosphate binding; ceramide 1-phosphate transfer activity. The record is from RefSeq and is a predicted model, not a curated record. Gene Ontology annotation, cellular component: membrane; cytoplasm; cytosol. The coding region runs from base 819 to 1445 and encodes 208 amino acids. The transcript is spliced from 2 exons. Gene Ontology annotation, biological process: ceramide transport; intermembrane lipid transfer.
AUCAAAGAAUAUACGAUAUCGAGAUAACUAGGCAUUCAGACAUCGAUAGAAUCGCUCUCCGUGGGCUAGGUAAAGGAAGCUAGCAAAUACAAAAGAGAUAAAGUAUCAACUCUUCAGAUAAUAUAAUUGUCAACAUUUUAGCUUCGAUGUCACUACAGGUGCAUGUAAUAGUGGAAGGACUAAGCAACAGCCACUACUACUGAGAGAGGUUAUCUGGUAUCGGCAAGUGUGCUGUGCACGCGCGAAAGAGCUAAUUGGAGAUCAAGUUUGAAUUCUGGAGACGAUCGCCUACAUCUACACAUUUUGAACUUUGGUGGAACUUAUUGUGUGUAGUGCAGACUUAUCGAAAACCCUAACCCAGCAAGGGCAGAGUAUUCUAGCGUAGACAAAACUGAAAUCUGUCGAGCAAAAGAAAAAAAGGAGAUAAAGUGCAUGAAGACCAGUGGUUUGGUUUCCAUUGCAGGGAAUCUCGACUCUUGAGAAAACAAGAACAUCAUACUGACAUCGGCAAAAUUUUCAUGUAUGCACGUCGAGUGUAGCCAAAAGAGAUAACGUUUGAAUUUGUUGAUCACCUCGAUAUGAGCUUUGACCUGUGAGAUAGAUCUCAGCGUUCAUUCGGAAAGAAAACACACAAGGCUACUAUAUGCAGUAUCGAAUUUUGAUUUCUAUCUGAACGUAACUGAGACCUAGAAUCAUAGCGCAGUACUGCCAGUGAGAACAGUUCAACCUUGUGUCUUCGUCGUUCUUGCGUCUGCAUUGGUUUAUCACGCGGUCGAGCGUUUCACAGGAGGUGAAGGGUUUGGGAGACGUUCUUGAAGAUGACGGAGAAGAUGGAUAUAGAGGUUGUGAGGGACUGCUUCAAGGCAGCCAAGAAGGAGGAUGGGACCAUCAAUAUUGAAGACAUUAUGAGGGGAUAUGAGGAGAUUGCAAGACUUUACGACAUGAUGGGUUCUCUAUUUACCUUCGUAUCAAAGGACAUGCGUUAUCGCCUCAAAGCCUUGGAGACCCACCGCUCCGAUGACAGCCUCUCCGCCAACUACCAAACCGUCCAAGCCGUCCUCGACUACGAAACCUCGAACGGCAUCAAACGGAAGUCCAAACGCGGCGGCCUGUCCGGGAACCGCGCCCUCCACGAGAUGCAUUUCGACAUCGAAUUCUUCAUCGAGAUGUUCAUCACCUUGGCAGCGGGCAACGACGAGAGCAAAUGCUCCGAGCUGUCCCGCCAGGCCUUUGACAAGACGCUCAGCAAUAACGUGAACUUCGCCGUGCGCCAGGCGGCGCGUCUGGCCAUGAAGUGGUUGCCGACCCGGAAGGAGUUCAUUGAUAGUUAUCUGAAACAGGACACUGCGCAGGCGCUGGAGCUGAUCGAGCCAACCACUACUAUCAUGAAGCAGGUUUACAACAUCAUGGAAUCGGGAUUUAAAAAGCAUAAUAUAAAGAAUUAACACUAAUAGCCUAAUUGUAGAGGAGUAAAAUGCUGAGAAGUAAUUGUGAGUAAAUUGACAAGGAAGAAAUGAACUACUGUAUACAUGGUAUAGUAGGUGCCACGGUACACCAUGUAUCUUUCUUGGGCAAGUGUUGGUCCCGAAAAGGACCAUCCAAACUCUUGCCCAAGAAAGAUACAUGGUGUACCGUGAAAUCUACUACACUAUUCUUCUUCGCCAUGGAAACCUUCAGAAAUUACUAAGUAAUGAACUGUAAAUUGCAUGACAAACAACUAACUUGGCGUCUAUUUACAGUCUACCAUGUCUACUUGAAGAUUUAUUGAAUCCUCUAAAAGUAAUGCAAAUCACUUGUUCAUUUCGGUUCUAAGUCACAUGUAUACAUGCUAAACAGUUUGGUAAGAUGUGAAAUAAAAACGUGCUUUGAUUGUCAUUAUUGAAAAAA